Messenger RNA from Adineta steineri, 5754 nucleotides. NCBI's taxonomy places the organism in Eukaryota, Metazoa, Rotifera, Eurotatoria, Adinetida, Adinetidae. The record is from the annotation of a GenBank genome assembly.
AUGGAAGAAAUUCAAUAUCACCAUCACCAUCAUCAUCAUGUCCACCAUGGUCAUCAUGGAAUACAAGAUAAUAAUAAUGAACAUCAAUAUGCAACUUCUUUACAUGGUACAGAUAAUUUUGAUAUCACUACUGAAGACUAUCAUAAUAAUCAACAACAACAACAACAAAUAGAACAACAACAACAACAGCAGCAGCAACAACAACAACAACAAAAUAUUACUCAGCCAUCUUUAUCUGUUCCGAAAGUAGUGUAUAAUGUGCCGGCUAAUCAGACAUCUGGAGGUGGGGUACAGUCAACCGGUUCAUUUCAUUCUGUAGCUAGCCUUGAUGCAGCAGCAGAAAUGGCAAAAUAUUUUCCCGAUGCUCAAACACCUAGUUUAUCGCCAUCCAGGCAUCAACUAGAAGUUGGAGGUCAAGCACAAUCAACGGCUGUAUCGCAUACCAGAACUACUACAACUACUAAUACUGUUAAUGCAGGUCCACAUUUUCCCGAGUUUAGUCCCAGUGGGACACAACAACUACCACAGUCCGUAAGAGCAUCUUUUAUGGCAGAACAACAACGGCCAAUGCGGCAGCCUGGUCCGCCUGGCCCGACUGGUCCGUCUCAACUUCCAGCAGGCAUUCCAAGUUUUCCGUCACAAAUUGAAGGAUUAUCUGUUUCACAGGCUGUUGUUAAUGAUGUUCUUGUUGAUCUUCAAACGAAAGUCAUCAAUGAAACCAUGCAACAAUAUCAGGAAGGAUCAACAGACGGACCGUUUUUUGAACCUCUUCCUCCAAUUUAUAUUGAAGCACCACAACCAACAAUUAUUCUUCGAUCGGAUAUUAAUCGACUUCGUGCUGAACUUAAUAAUAGUGUUCGUCCUCAGGUUGUUUAUCGUCAUCCUUCCGAUGGAAAUCAAUUUCAACAGCAGCAACAACAACAGCAACAGCAGCAUUUUCAACAAAAUGCAUUCCAAACACCAAGGUUUCCAGGUCCAUCGCGACAACAGGUUCCACAAGCCGAGUCAUCUAUGUUCAAUGACGACAAUAUCAAUGUUAAUGUUCAAAGUACAUCCGAUCUUCAAGGCUUAUCCGCUACAUCAUUUGAUCGUUACGCCUCACCUUACCAACCUUCGUCAUUUCAUCCUAAUUUCGAAGAGCAACAACAAGGCAACGAGCAAGCUGUAUCUGCACUUUCUCAACGUAUUAGCAACGAAGAAGUUGGUACACCUGAUAAUAUGCCUAUCCAUCAACGACAAGAAAUAACAUUUGAUAUUGAUAAUUGUAUAAUUCGAUGUUUUGAAGCUCAUCGUCAACGAUUAGCUCGACGUCGAGCUGCUCGACAAGCACGAAGAGCAAAACGACAUAAACAAACUGGACACAGUAAUCGUCAAAAAGAUCAACAAUUAUAUCAGAAUGAUGGAUAUCAAACAUUCUCCACAGAACGUUCCUAUUCAUCAUAUGGUGGUGUUGAUAAUGCACCAUGGCCAAAACAAACGAUAUUAUCCUCACAUUAUUCAGAUACACUUCCUGCUUCAAUUAAUACUUCUGGCUCAGUUCGUACAUCUGAGAAAUCUUAUGUUCCAAUAGGAGAAUAUGAUUAUGCCAAUACAGCUCAAUCGACUUCUCUAUCACCUGAUAUUCCACAUUAUCAAUCAUCAGAUAUUGUUAAUACUCAAACAACUCAAGUACCAUUUUCUAAUCUAUCAACUUUACAUAUGAAUGUUGCAUCAACAACUGAGAUGCAACCUUCAGCAACUGAUUAUCAUGAGUUUAGACCUCCUAAUACUCAAGAAACAUAUAUUAAUUCUAAAGGAUUUGAUUAUCCUUCAUAUCAAGCAUAUACUUCUUCCAAUGAUUUACAACAACAAUCAUCACAUGAACAACAACAAGAACAGACAUCUUUUGAAUAUGGAAAUCAAUUACCAUAUCCAACAUUUUCAUCAACAGAAGCUACUGUUCCAGACGAUAUACAACAACUAACAUCCGACUAUUAUCAACAACAUCAUCGACAAGCAUCUACUCAAUUCAUUCAAACACAAGAAACUGAUGUACAAUCAUCAAGUACAUUUGAUUAUACAGUAGAUAGUACUCAAUCUCAAGUACCAGCUUAUAAUUAUCAAAAUAUAGAACAACAAGUUCUUCAAUAUCCAUAUAAUAUUGAAAAUUUACAACAACAAUCAUUAGAUUUUGAUGCGUUAGCAAAUAAUAUUUAUAAUUUACCUACAACUGAUUUUCAACAAGCAGAGCAAAAACAAACUUUUAAUUAUGCCAAUCAAAAACUCAGUUCUGCUGAUUAUUAUCAACAACAACCAUUAUCUGUACCUAUAUCUCAAACUCAAGAUAUUUAUGGUCAACCAAGUGGAUCAUACGAAUAUAGACAAGACAGUUAUAGUAAUGAGGGACCUGGUUAUGAUUAUCAAUCUAUCGACCAACAAUCAUCUGAAUAUCCUUAUGAUAGUAGAGAUGCUCAACAAAUGCUACAACAAGAUUCAUACAAUUAUACUAAUGCAAAUGAACAACGACAACAAUUUGAUUAUUCUCCUCAAGAAAUUAGUUCAUCUGAUUAUUAUAAACAAUCACCAAUAUCUCAAGCUCAAGAACCAUAUAUACAUCCAAAUGGAACAUAUGGAUACACAACAGAUAAUGGUAAAGCAUCAGCGUAUGAUUAUCAAAAUAUAGAACAACAACCAACAUUUGAUUACAGAACUGAAGAUACAAGUACUUAUAUAUCGCCUGAAAGUAAUAUUCAACCAACAGAACCAAAACAUCCAUAUGAUUUCACCAGUCAAGCUCUUAGUUCAUCUGAUUAUUAUCAACAACAACAAUCAUCUAUUCCAACAUCACAAGCACAAGGACCUUAUGAUCCUGCAGGUGGAACAUUGGACUAUGUAACAGGAACUGGUCAUUCACAAGUACAAGCUUAUGAUCAUCAAAAUACAGAACAACAAUCAUUUCAAUUUCCAUAUAAUACAGAAAAUAUCGAACAACAAAAACCGUUCGAGUUAAAAAAUGAUGAUACAGGUACAUAUAUUUCACCUGAAACCAAUACUCAUCAAACAGAACAAAAACAACCAUAUGAUUAUACCAGUCAAGCACUUAGUACAUCUGAUUAUUAUCAACAACGGCCAGUAUCUGAUCCUAUACCUGAAGCUCAAGAAACUUAUGAUCAGACAGUUGAACCAUUUGAAUUUAAUAAAGGAGGUUUUAAACAUCAAGAACCAUUAUUUGAUUAUCAAAAUACAGAUCAACAAUCUUCUCAUUAUUCAUAUAAUCUUGAAGAUACUCGACAGCAAGUACCUCUACAAGAAACACUUAAUUUUUCGUCUGAAGCGACUACAGCUCAAUCAACAUCCGAAACAGAUAAUCAACAACCUGAUAGUAAACAAAAAAUUGAUUAUUCAAAUCAAACUAUUACUGCAUCUGAUCAAUAUCAACAAAAACCAGGUUCUAUUCCAAUAUCUCAAAUCUACGAUUCACAACCAGUUAAUCGACGAUUAAACGGUUCAUCGAUUCCAACUGGUACAGUUGAAUAUACUAGAAAAUUAAUUUAUUCAAAUGAACCUUCACCAGAUAAUAUUGUAAAGGACCCUUUACGUAAACGAUCUCAUCAACAUGAAGAAAGUGAAACAUUCAGUAUCAAUGAUUAUCUUAAAAGAUUUGAAUCUGAAUCAUAUUCACAACAGACUGGAGGACAUGUCAAGUCCUCUGAUGAUUAUCAAUCUAUUACUACAACAACGACAACUCCAAAUACAGUACAACCAACAGCCGAUAUAUAUCAAACAGCUGGAACUGCUCAUACUUAUGAUCUUAAAAAUUAUACAAAUGAAUCGCUUGAAUCAGGAACAUCACAUCCAGUGCCACCUACAUCAUCGACCUGCGAAGAAGAUCCUCAACAUCUUCUUCAACACACUUCUAUAAGCGAACAAAUACAUGAACCAGUUCAACAAUCAGAACUACGUACUGAAGUAGAAGCUUCUAUUUAUGAUACAUAUAGUUCAUUACCACCACCGCCGCCACCACCACCUCCACCACCACCACCAUCGACAACGAAGGAAAUUGAUCAUCAACAAGGAUCAACUACGGCAAAUUUAAAUGAUUUUCCUGCACCACCAACACCCGAACGUAAUUCAUAUCAAAUGACACAACAACGACCAAGUCGUUCAUUUGCUUCAAUUAUUCCAACAACUGAUCAACCAAGUAUAUAUAGUGAUCAUCAACCAUUACAAUUAACAUCACCAACAUCAAGUGAUAAUCGAAGUGAUGAAGAUAUUAAGGAAGAUGAAGAAAUUUUUGAUUUACGUGAAUGUAUUGCUCGUUGUUAUGCAAAAUAUCGUGAAUCAUGGAAUAGAGAACAACAACGACAAUAUGAACAACAGAUAGGUGGUUCACAACACUCACAUUCAGAUAUAAAUUUAGCAGAUAAUCAACAAAUAGGACAAUAUUCACAACAAAUGCGAACGUCAAUGCCUCCAUCUUCUCAACAAUAUAUUCAACAAUCAAAUACAUUCAUAGCUGUUCAUUGUGGUAAUCAAGAACAACGACAACAACAACAACCACGAAAAAGUUUUAAUAAAGAUGAAAUACAUUGUAGUGACGGUUGGACACAAACAGCAUCUCAUGAUGUUAUGAAACAAUCGAAUAUUGCACAACAUGCAUAUGAUCAAACACCACCAAGUUUUGAUACAAAACCUUAUAUACCUCAAGUAUCAUCAACAAGAGACUUUUCUACUGAUUCACGAGGACAACAAACAAUAGAAUAUAGUCCACCAUUAAUUGCUCCUCAAACACAUCAUGUAACUUCUGUAAUGCCCUCGCCAACCCCUUCACCCUAUGAUGAAUACGGGAAUCAGGAGCAACAACAACAACAACAACAAAUUUAUGAUCAUAGUUUACCUGUACCGCCACAUCUGUCCUUCAAUGAAACUGAUUACCAAUCAAACGUAUCUUUUUCUUCGCAAAUAACACCACAACGACAAAAAUACGAAAACAUACCUUUUCAUAAACAUAUUGACGACGAACAACAACAACAUCGAUAUCGGGCACAUUCUGAACCAGCAUCAAUACAACAAGACUCACUUGCUUCAAAUCCACCAUCACUAAGUUUAUCAUCAAAUUUACUUGAUCAACAUUCAAAACGAUCGAAUUCAAUACCAAUGAUUCAUCAUCAAGAACAACAAAGUCAACUACCACCAGUUCGUAUACUCGAUAAUGGUCGUGCAUAUGAAACUGAAGCCUUAGUUCGACGUCAUGUUCCUCAAAUAGAUCCUAAAACGGGUCUUUGUCUUGUACCUUGUCCAGAAACACAAAAAUAUGCUCAUUUACCACCACAUCUUCGACCUGAAUUAUUCUGUAUCGAAUUACCACCAGCAAGUUCUCUUCCACCGGUACCAUCUUCACCAUCCUUACCAUCAGAACAACAGAGUUAUCAUCAUCACCAACAACAACAUCAACAACAAGAUCAACAACAGCAACAACAACAACGAUGGUGUGUUAGAUGUUGUUGUGUUCCAGGAAAAACACUUAUUAAGAAAGUUGUUUACCGACAAGUGGAUGAUCAACAACAAAAUAGACAAGAAGCAGAAUAUGAUUAUUCUUCAAUGAUGGAUCAAAUGUCAACAAGAAUUAGUGUUCGAUAUGGAAAUGAGACUAUGGAAGAAGGUGAACCAUUUGUUACAGGUAAUUAUUGUGAAAAAUUACGUGUUAUCGAUUUUCCUGUUUAUGUUUCUGGCAAAAAUGAUCCUAAUUUGACGCCACUUGUACCCGUCAAUUAA